Molecule: messenger RNA, 3159 nt
Organism: Sphenostylis stenocarpa
Lineage: Eukaryota; Viridiplantae; Streptophyta; Magnoliopsida; Fabales; Fabaceae
Source: the annotation of a GenBank genome assembly
AUGACAGUAUUCACCACAAAAUUUCCCAGUUUCUUCAACUCCUUCACAACCAUGCCUUCAUUCAUCAUUGCACUCUACAUAAUACUCUCAGCAGCAUAUUUAAUCCCUCUAAGUUUGUGCCACCCCAACACAUGCCGUUCAUACUGCGCCAACAUAACCAUAGACUACCCCUUCGCACUCCAAUACGGGUGCGGCCACCCUGGCUUCCGCGACCUCCUUUUCUGCAUCAACGACGUUCUCAUGUUCCACGUCAGCUCCGGCUCCUACAGGGUCCUCGAAAUCGACUACGCCUACCAGGCCCUCACGCUUCACGAGCCUCACAUGUCCACCUGCCACAACCUCGUCCUUGGAUCCCGAGGCAACGGCUUCGCCCUCGAACCUUGGCGCGCUCCUUACAUGAACCCCGCCGCCGACAACGUCUUCAUGCUCAUCGCCUGCUCUCCUCGCUCCCCCCUCUUCCAGGGCUUCCCCGGAAAACACCUCCCCUGCCGCAACGUCUCCGGCAUGGGCUGCGAGGAGUACCUCUCCUGCCCCGCCUGGGAGAUGAUGGGCCACAAGAGAUUGGGCUCCGCCUCCUUCUUUGGGUCCGGCCCACCUGAGUGCUGUGCCGUUCCGUAUGAGGCUAUUAGGGGCAUUAACCUCACCAAGCUUGAGUGUGAAGGGUAUAGCAGUGCUUAUAGCGUCGCUCCGCUUAAGGUUGAUGGACCUGGGGGCUGGUCCUAUGGGAUCCGUGUGAGGUACUCCGUCCAGGGGAACGACGAGUUCUGUGGCGCGUGUGAGGCCACUGGUGGCACCUGUGGGUAUGGUUCCGAUGGGAUUAGACAGUUGUGUAUGUGCGGCGACUUCAAUUCCACCUCCAAUUGUGAUUCAGUUGGCAUACCAUCAGGAGCAAGGCCUACCUACACAGAGGAUAAAAUAUUAGCAGGUACUGACACCAAAGACUCUUUGACUAUUGACGUAUGUGCUAGUGUGGAUGACGACCAACCAGAUUUCAAAAAAAGUGUUCGUACAAUGAGAACGAGAGUGAGUUUUGAUUUGUAUUUCCUAUUCCCCGUUGAAAGGCUUGCUCAAACGUUCUUCAAAAAAGCAGGACGCAGUGAUCAUUUAGUAGAGAAUUGCUCAUCUAUUCAAUUUGUAGAUAGGGGACUCAGUUCCACCACUAGACAAAAGAAGUUUAAGAGUUAUAUUCUAAAGAAAAAAAAAAUGGUGCACUUUUUGAACGUUCCUGAAAACCUUAUUACCUGGCUAUGGCUAAUGUUGAUGUCGUCGUCGUCGUUGUUAAUCCCGCGUGCGGGUUGCGUCGGUUCGGGUAUACGCCAAACGGGUCUCACGUGCGGGGGUUCUGAGCACCCUGGAUCAAGCGCAUCUAAGUUCAUGGCCAUAAUGGACACGUUGUCGUUUCAGGUGAAAGAUCGAGGGUGGGGAGCGCAGACGCUGCUGGGUACUGGGCCUCCGAUGUACGCAUUGAGCCAAUGCCGGCGCGACCUGAGGCCCACGGACUGCUACACGUGUUUCAGCCAAGCGAGGCAGGUGCUGUCGCGGUGCGUGCCCCAGACAGCUGGCAGAAUCCACCUCUACGGCUGCUUCCUCCGCUACGACAACUACUCCUUCUUCCGGGAGAGCGUGGACCCCACUAGCGACAUCGGCAUCUGCAUGGCCCCGAUUCUGGGGGAUGAUGGGGGCAGACGGGUGGCGGCGGUGGUGUCCAACGUGACGAAGGAGGCGGCGGAGCACGGGUUCGCGGUGGACGGAGAGGAGGGGGUUUUCGCUCUGGCUCAGUGCUGGGCGACGCUGAAUAAAGGGAGGUGCCGUAUAUGCUUGAGUGAAGCGGCAAAGAAAGUGCAGGAAUGUGUGCCUAAUGUUGAGGGUAGGAGUCUAUUCACUGGUUGUAUUUUGAGGUAUUCAACGCGCAAAUUCUACAACGAUGCUGCAGAAGAUAACAUCAAGGAUUCUAAAGAAGGGCCUGAUGUCUGGAUGAUCGCUGCAUGGGUAUUAUCAGCGAUCGUAGGGAUUUUACUCAUCGUCCUUGUUGUAUUUAUAUGCUGCCAAAGAAUAUCGUCACGUAGUAAAGUAAGCGACAGUUGUGGUGCGUUACCUGAUUUUGCCUUCGUAGCUGGCUUCAGUUUUAGGUACGAUUUGCUUGAGAAGGCCACAAAUCAUUUUGAUCCGGCAAACAAAUUAGGCGAAGGAGGAGCUGCUUCCGUUUUCAAAGGAACCCUCCCCUCGGGGGGGACUGUUGCUGUUAAACGAUUGUUUUUUAAUAAACGGCAAUGGACAGAGGGGUUCUUCAAUGAGGUAAAUUUGAUUAAUGGGAUUCAACACAAGAAUGUGGUGAAGCUGUUGGGGUGCAGCAUUGAAGGUCCUGAAAGCCUGUUGGUUUAUGAAUUUGUGCCCAAUGGAAGUCUUGAUCAAGUCCUUUUCGGUAAGGAAUCAGAAAAUGCUCUGAACUGGGACCAACGGUUUCAAAUCAUAUGUGGGAUAGCUGAGGGCCUAGCGUACCUUCAUGAAGGCUCUGGAACAAAGAUCAUUCACAGAGACAUAAAGUCGAGCAACAUUCUAUUUGAUGAGAAUCUAAAUCCAAAAAUAGCUGAUUUUGGUCUUGCUCGUAGUAUUACUGAAAAUAAAUCUCUUAGGACAGGAAAUUCAAGGACACUGGGAUAUAUGGCUCCUGAAUAUGUUUCAAAAGGACAAGUGACAGAGAAGGCAGAUGUCUAUGCUUUUGGUGUGUUAGUUGUUGAAAUUGUUUGUGGUAAGAAGAACAAUGAUUACAUACCGGGGUCAACUUCACUACUUCACAGCGUGUGGAAGAAUUACAAAGCAAAUAAUAUAACAGCAUCCGUUGAUCCUGCUCUGCACGGUAAACAUACAGUAGAAGAAGCAUCACAUGCGCUCCAAGCUGGCCUUCUUUGUACACAAUCAUCUCUUGCUCUCAGACCAUCCAUGUCUGAAGUAGUUCAGAUGUUAACCAAGAAAGACUACGCUAUUCCCUCCCCAAAGCAACAACCAUUCCUCAAUUUCAGUGGUCUAAGUCAAAAUGACCGCUCUCUAUCCUCAAGUUGGCAUGAUGCAAGUGCAAGGUCCUCCUUCCACAGCACCACCAGUUCACUAAUUCCAAAUGAUGAUUUAACAGUACUGGAGAAAACUGAACGAGGCACCUGA